CUGGAAAAGGCAACCUCAGAACGAUGUCGUAUCAAUGAGUUUCAAGUUACAACGCCGUCGUUUUUGACAUUGUCCAUCCCUUUCCCUUUGUACAUCCCUGUCCUUCCUUCCUUCCUUCCUUGCCUUUAAGAUGACACCCCAGUCGUAAAAGGGCUCUAAGCCUCGUCCGCGUUUUCCUCUUUUCCCUUUACUCGUUGACCGAAAUUUCUCGACUCACCGUGUUCACAACCUCUAGAUCUGUUACUUACAAGGCCCGAUUUCAUAAUUUCAAGAUCUGCUUCCAGCAUCUAAACGCGACCGUUUUCGGAACUCAACUCGGAGCUUCAAUUUUUAAGGUUUGGAAUUUGGAUGUGCUUGUCUUUUAUUUGGUCUACUGGAAAUGUCGGUUUUGCCCAAAGGUGAUUCAGUUCAUAUUCGAGAAGUUUGGAACGAUAAUCUAGAAGAAGAGUUUGCUUUGAUCCGUGAAAUUGUUGAUACCUAUAAUUAUGUAGCUAUGGAUACUGAGUUCCCGGGUGUAGUUCUACGUCCUGUUGGUUCUUUCAAGAAUAUCAGUGAUUAUAACUACCAAACUUUGAAAGAUAACGUGGAUAUGUUGAAGUUGAUCCAAUUAGGGCUCACUUUCUCGGAUGAGAAUGGCAACCUUCCCACUUGUGGAACUGACAGCUCUUGCAUUUGGCAAUUCAAUUUCUGCGAGUUCAAUAUAAGCGAAGAUAUCUUUGCUAGUGAUUCCAUUGAGUUGUUGCGCCAGUGCGGGAUUGAUUUUAAGAAGAACAAUGAGAAGGGUAUCGACGUGAAGCGGUUCGGCGAGCUUCUGAUGUCUUCCGGGAUUGUGCUGAAUGAUGGUGUGCAUUGGGUAACUUUUCAUAGUGGAUAUGACUUUGGGUAUUUGCUAAAGCUAUUGACUUGCAGGAGUUUGCCCGAUAAUCAAGCGGGAUUCUUUGAUUUGAUCAAUAUGUAUUUUCCCAUGUUGUACGAUAUCAAGCAUAUGAUGAAGUUUUGCAAUAGCCUGCAUGGUGGUUUGAACAAGCUUGCUGAGUUGUUGGAAGUGGAAAGAGUUGGUGUGUGUCAUCAAGCUGGCUCGGAUAGUUUGCUCACAUCGUGCACGUUUAGGAAGUUGAGAGAUAACUUUUUCAAUGGCUCCACUGAGAAAUAUGCAGGUGUACUGUAUGGCCUAGGGGUCGAAAGUGGACAGACUACUAAUUAGAAAGAAGAAAUAAUAAUUGGGAAAAGGUUGAUGAAUGUAGACUACUUGAGUGUGAGACUUUAUAAUUUUCAUUGUAUACAUUGGCAAAAAUGAUUGUUAAUUUAGUUGUGAGCUUAUCUCCUUUGCUUGCAUUGUAACUGAAACCUUAACUGGUUUUCUAUUCUAGUUCUAGUUGAAAGUCAUGUAUAAAUUAUGCAGUUAGUGUUUCAAUAAUAAUUUGAACCAUUGGCAUCUCA
Messenger RNA from Gossypium raimondii (Peruvian cotton), 1440 nucleotides. RefSeq names its product probable CCR4-associated factor 1 homolog 7. The transcript is spliced from 2 exons. Gene Ontology annotation, molecular function: nucleic acid binding; poly(A)-specific ribonuclease activity. Lineage: Eukaryota; Viridiplantae; Streptophyta; Magnoliopsida; Malvales; Malvaceae. The record is from RefSeq and is a predicted model, not a curated record. Gene Ontology annotation, cellular component: CCR4-NOT complex; P-body; CCR4-NOT core complex. Bases 380 to 1204 code for a protein of 274 amino acids.